Molecule: messenger RNA, 741 nt
Organism: Debaryomyces fabryi
Lineage: Eukaryota; Fungi; Ascomycota; Pichiomycetes; Serinales; Debaryomycetaceae
Product: putative acireductone synthase
Exons: 1
Coding region: 1-741 (246 amino acids)
Molecular function (GO): acireductone synthase activity; magnesium ion binding
Source: RefSeq, a predicted model, not a curated record
AUGCCUGUUAGCUUUGCAACCCCAAUUGAAGUUGUUAUUUUAGAUAUUGAAGGGACAGUAUGCCCUAUAUCAUUCGUUAAAACCACUUUGUUCCCUUAUUUUCUUGAAAAAUUACCACUGGAAUUAUCAGCUUUAACAUAUCCAGUCAAAUCCAAAACCAAUUCACAGGUUGAAGAGAUAUGCAGCCAGUUUCCUGAGGAUGCUAGACAGUCUUAUGACAAUUUGCUCGAAUAUGUGACAUCAUUGGUCAAUAACGAUAUUAAAGAUCCAGUCUUGAAAUCGUUUCAAGGGCUCAUCUGGAAAUUGGGCUAUGAGAACGGAGAAUUGAUGGCACCUGUCUAUGAUGAUGCUAUUGAGUUCAUAAGCGGUUUAUGUAAGUCCAAAAAGAUCUACAUAUACUCAUCUGGUAGUAUCAAGGCGCAGAUUUUGCUUUUCGGCCAUGUCAAAGAUGCUAGUGGAUCUUCAGUCGAUUUGAAUCGUUAUCUUUCAGGUUACUACGAUAUUACGACUUCUGGUUUCAAGCAUGAUUCGAGCUCAUAUGUGAGUAUUUUAAAGGAUAUUGGUUAUGAAAAGAAACCAUCUGGUGUGUUAUUUUUGAGUGACAAUAUUAAAGAAGUUGAUGCUGCGAUUAAGGCAGGUAUGAACAGCGUAGUUGUCCACAAACCGGGAAAUGCGCCAUUGACUAAAGAGGACAAGCAAUCGUUAAGCAUUAUCGAAACUUUCAAGGACUUGAAAGUGUAA